Molecule: messenger RNA, 1107 nt
Organism: Lacerta agilis (Sand lizard)
Lineage: Eukaryota; Metazoa; Chordata; Lepidosauria; Squamata; Lacertidae
Gene: ARV1
Product: ARV1 homolog, fatty acid homeostasis modulator
Exons: 5
Coding region: 67-771 (234 amino acids)
Biological process (GO): regulation of plasma membrane sterol distribution; intracellular sterol transport; sterol metabolic process
Cellular component (GO): cortical endoplasmic reticulum; Golgi apparatus
Source: RefSeq, a predicted model, not a curated record
AACGAGGCCGAGGGGAGGGCCGUUUCUGUGGCAACGGGAACUUGCGGCUGAGGGCUACCGAGGGAAAUGGAAGAACCCGGAGAUUAUAGGUGCAUUGAGUGCAGUAGGAAGGCUCCUGAGCUGUACAAGGAUUACCAGCGUGGCGUGCUGCGUAUUUCUAUCUGCAAAUCCUGUCAGAAACCAGUGGACAAGUAUAUAGAAUAUGAUCCUGUUAUCAUCUUAAUUAAUGCUAUCUUAUGCAAAGCACAGGCUUACAGACAUAUACUGUUCAAUACGAAGAUAAAUAUUCAUGGGAAGCUUUGCAUAUUCUGUUUGCUUUGUGAGGCUUAUAUCAGAUGGUUGCAGUUACAGGAUUCAAGCCAAAGCACUGAUCCUGAUGAUCUAAUUAGAUAUGCCAAGGAAUGGGAUUUUUAUCGAAUGUUUGGGAUAGCGUCUCUGGAACAAACUGCCUUUUUGAUUGGCAUCUUCACUGCUUUGUGGCUAGCAAGAGCUGUAGUCCUGACAACCAAGGCAGAUUUCACCUUUCUUCUGAAGGCCUUGUUGCUAUCCAGCUAUGGAAAACUUCUGUUGAUUCCAGCUGUUAUUUGGGAACAUGACUAUAGUCAUUUGUGCCUCUUGCUCAUUAAAGUGUUCGUCUUGACAUCAAACUCGCAAGCAAUUAGAGUUACCUUGAAUACAAGCCGAAAACUUUGUCUGGUGGCCAUUGUGAGUGGAUUAAUUUUUGAAAAUGCUAUCAUCAACUUGUUCCAGAGGAUAGGAUGGAAUGUUUGAAGCAAUCUUGAUUUAAUUUGUUUUAGGUGGAAUUACUUGAAGAUAUACAGGAGAUGAUGUUUUUUGAGUCAAUAUUUUUGCCACUGUUUACUACCUGUUUGUUAUAAAUGCAGUGGUAAAGAGACAAUGAACAUAAAGAAAACGUUCCAUGCUGAAGAGGAGAUAGUAAUAUGAAGAGUGCAAUGAUGCACUGAUGGAAUGUAGUUAGUUCUAUAACAUACUUCAGUAUUUUUCAUUUGUCAAAAUUUUCUUGGACUGGUGGUACUGCUGUCCUAGAUAUUUAUGGAUCCAGUUGUGGUCCAUUUUUCUACUACACUGUUUAGUGUUUUGUAUUUU